AUGGAGGCUUCAACGACUAUCAUCUCACAGCAGGGUCAUAGCCUUCCACCAUCACCGCCAAGUACAGCGAAGCCAUCUCGGAUAGGCAGCUUCCACGAUCUACAAAACAUCACACCAAUCGAUCAGCCUUGCCUUGAUCAAAUCAAGCCAUACCCUCUCCCUCCCAGAUGCUCACCAAAGUCUGUCCUGAAAGAAGACCUAAAGACCCCAGACAGUUUUGUCGAAAGGGAUCCUCGACUGAUUCGUCUCACUGGAGUUCAUCCAUUCAAUGUCGAAGCACCUUUGAGCGACUUGUACGACGAAGGCUUCCUGACUAGCGAAAACCUCCACUAUGUACGGAAUCAUGGCCACGUCCCCAAAUGUGAAGACGACGAUAUUCUCGACUGGGAAUUCGAAAUUAAUGGCCUCGUCGAAACACCGAUAAAGAUGACAGUAAGGGAUCUUAUAAAUGAUUACCAGCAGUUGACUUAUCCGGUAACAUUUGUAUGUGCCGGAAACCGUCGAAAAGAACAAAACAUUGUCCGAAAGACAAAGGGCUUCUCUUGGGGCGCUGCAGGGUUGUCGACUGCUCUUUGGACUGGUGUUUUUAUAGGCGACCUACUUGCUGCAGCAAAGCCCAAGCGUGGAGCUCGAUAUGUUUGCUUUGAGGGAGCAGACAAACUACCAAAUGGCUACUAUGGAACAUCAAUCAAACUCAAUUGGUGCAUGGAUCCCAACAGAGGUGUCAUGGUUGCGCACAGGAUGAAUGGAAAGACGUUACAUCCCGAUCAUGGCAAACCUGUCCGUCUUGUUAUCCCUGGGCAGAUCGGUGGCCGAAGUGUUAAGUGGCUUAAGAAGAUCACUGUCACCCAAGAGCCUAGCGACAACUGGUAUCACAUCUAUGAUAAUCGUGUGCUACCGACAAUGGUUUCGCCCGAAGAGAGCGCAGACCUGCCUAAAGUCUGGAAGGACGAGAAAUACGCCAUCUACGAUCUGAGUACCAAUAGCGCUAUCUGCUACCCUGCUCACCAGGAGAGUGUCUCUGUCACGAAUAAUUCAAAAAGUUACAAGGUACGGGGAUAUGCCUAUGGUGGUGGCGGAAGACGCAUCACUAGGGUUGAAAUUACACUUGAUAAGGGCAAGACAUGGAGACUUGCAAAUAUCCGAUACCAUGAAGACGAUUAUCGCAACGCACCUGAAGGCGAUACCCUCUAUGGUGGCCGGGUCGACAUGUGGUGGCGCGAAACAUCAUUCUGCUGGUGCCUAUGGGACCUCGACAUUCCCUUGGGUGAAUUAAGAGACGCAGAUGAUAUCAUGAUGCGUGCUAUGGAUGAGUCUAUGAACAUCCAGCCGAGAGACAUGUAUUGGAGCGUUCUAGGAAUGAUGAACAACCCCUGGUUCCGCAUAGUGAUUCACAAAGAGGACAACACACUCAGCUUUGAGCAUCCUACACAUCCCACUCUCAAGAACAAAGGCUGGAUGGAGCGUGUCAAGGAGACUGGUGGGAACCUCACCAAUGGUUACUGGGGCGAGACGGCUCCUGGUGAAGUAACAGAAGUUGUCGUCAAGGAGCCUGAGAAACGAAUCUGUUUGAUAAAUCCCCAAGUUAACCGAAAUAUCACCAUCGAAGAGCUCAAUGCUCAUGAAAGCGAAAAUGAGCCUUGGUUCGUGAUCAAUGGCGAAGUAUACGACGGUACUCCUUAUCUCUCAGGUCAUCCUGGUGGUGCGGCAUCCAUUUUUGGUGCAGCUGGUCAAGAUGCUACUGAAGAGUUUAUGGCUAUUCACAGCGAAAAUGCUAAAGCGAUGCUUCCAACAUAUCAUAUCGGCACCCUCGAUACGGAGUCGCGCGCUAUUCUCAGCGGCGACGCAACUACAACAAACGACAAUGCAAGUCGAGAAAUAUUCCUACAAUCCAAGAGCUGGAGCAAAGCUCUUCUUUGCAAAAAGACGUCUAUUUCACCUGACACAAAGAUAUUUUCCUUUAAGCUCAACCACGAAGGUCAGAGGAUUGGUCUCCCCACUGGCCAACAUCUCAUGAUGCGUCUGCGCGAUCCCGCCACGCGCGAGGCCAUCAUCCGCUCGUACACACCGUACUCGGAUGGAUCAGAUUGCGGCCGGUUGGAUAUACUUAUCAAGAUUUACUAUGAUACUUCCGAGCGAAAGGGCGGCGCCAUGACACAGGCGUUGGACUCACUUCCUAUUGGUCAUUGGGUUGACUUUAAGGGGCCUGUAGGUAAAUUUGUAUAUCGCGGCAACGGUCUUUGCAUCAUUAACGAUAGAGAGCGUCGCGUUCGUCGCUUCAUUAUGGUCUGUGGAGGCUCUGGUAUUACCCCCAUCCGCCAGGUCCUUCGCGCUGUAAUGCAAGACUCCAACGACCGAACACCCUGCGUUGUGUUCAAUGGAAACCGCAGUUUGCAGGAUAUCCUAUGUAAGGAGGAGCUCGACAGUCUUGAGGCAUACAAUCCUUCAAGAUGUCGCAUUGUCAAUGCCCUUACAAACCCGCCCCCUAAUUGGAACGGUAUUAAAGGUUUUGUGAACCAAGCACUGGUCCCCGAGCAAAUGGUGUUGCCCAAACCAAGUGGCGAAGGUGAUGAGUUGGUGCUUGUGUGUGGACCUCCGCCAAUGGUCAAAGCUGCCGAGGCAACAUUUAUAGGUUUGGGCUUUAAGUCGGACGAUUUGGUAUUUUUCUGA
Messenger RNA from Fusarium poae, 2670 nucleotides. RefSeq lists its product as uncharacterized. The transcript is spliced from 2 exons. Gene Ontology annotation, molecular function: heme binding; nitrate reductase (NADPH) activity; molybdenum ion binding. NCBI's taxonomy places the organism in Eukaryota, Fungi, Ascomycota, Sordariomycetes, Hypocreales, Nectriaceae. The record is from RefSeq and is a predicted model, not a curated record. Bases 1 to 2670 code for a protein of 889 amino acids. Gene Ontology annotation, biological process: nitrate assimilation; nitric oxide biosynthetic process.